Molecule: messenger RNA, 2011 nt
Organism: Epinephelus moara (kelp grouper)
Lineage: Eukaryota; Metazoa; Chordata; Actinopteri; Perciformes; Serranidae
Product: apelin receptor B-like
Exons: 1
Coding region: 71-1141 (356 amino acids)
Biological process (GO): G protein-coupled receptor signaling pathway; immune response
Cellular component (GO): membrane
Molecular function (GO): G protein-coupled receptor activity
Source: RefSeq, a predicted model, not a curated record
CACUACAGAGUGCUGACAACUUCUGUGGACCUAUCUGCACCACGCAGAGAUUUUUCUUUUUCGCAUUAAGAUGGAGCCAACUGAAGGUCCUUAUGAGUACUACGACUACGAUGAGACAGAAAACUCCACCAUGUGUGACUAUUCUGACUGGACACCGUCGUACUCCAUCAUCCCGGUGCUAUUCAUGCUUAUUUUCAUCCUCGGCCUCUCUGGAAAUGGGGUGGUGAUCUUCACCGUGUGGAGAGCCCAAGGUAAGCGGCGAGCUGCUGACGUCUACAUUGGCAACCUGGCCCUGGCUGACCUCACCUUCGUGGUCACCCUGCCUCUGUGGGCUGUGUACACUGCCAUGGGCUACCACUGGCCCUUCGGAGUGGCCCUGUGCAAGAUCAGCAGCUACGUGGUCCUGCUCAACAUGUACGCCAGCGUCUUCUGCCUCACCUGCAUGAGCUUCGACCGCUACCUGGCCAUCGUGCACUCCUUGUCCAGCACCCAGCUGCGCACCCGUGGCCACAUGCAAGCCUCCAUAACAGCCAUCUGGAUGCUGUCCGGUAUCCUGGCUGCCCCAACUCUGCUGUUCCGUACGACCAAAAAUGAACCAACCAGCAACCGCACAUCCUGCGCCAUGGACUUCAGCCUGGUGAUGACCAGGAAAGAUCAAGAGAACCUGUGGAUCGCAGGUCUCAGCAUCUCCUCUUCAGCUCUGGGCUUCCUUCUACCUUUCUUGGCGAUGAUGGUGUGCUACGGCUUCAUCGGCUGCACCGUCACCCGCCACUUCAACACCCUGCGCAAAGAGGACCAGCGUAAGAGGAGGCUGCUGAAGAUCAUCACCACGCUGGUAGUGGUGUUCGCCGUCUGCUGGAUGCCCUUCCAUGUUGUAAAGAGCGCCGACGCUCUCUCCUACCUGGAGCUGUUUCCCGCCACCUGUGCCUUCCUGCGCUUCCUGCUGCUGGCUCACCCCUACGCCACCUGCCUUGCCUACGUCAACAGCUGCCUCAACCCCUUUCUUUACGCCUUCUUCGACCUGCGCUUCAGAUCCCAGUGUCUGUGCCUGCUCAACCUGAAGAAGUCCUUGCACGCGAGCCCUAUCAGCUCCCUGUCCUCUCAGAAGACAGAGGCUCAGUCUCUGGCCACAAAGGUUUGACGACAGCUGAGGGCCCAGAGGCAUGCUGGGGAAGAGGAGAACAAUGCAGAACAAUGCAAGUAAAUUAAGACUGUACAGCACUAGGUGCUCGCUCACAGUUUCGGGGUGUCAUCCUUGCUCCUCUCUGACUGUGGACUACUGUAGGUGUUUGCUUGAACACGACAGUCAGACUUGGGGCUUUGGAGUCUGACCAAACUUCAGCCUCACUUUCAGGAGCAGGAGGCAAAACUGAACUAUUAAAUACGGGGGACCAAGCAUGAACCAGACUGAAUGUAUUUUUAAAAGGAUCACAUGUUUAUGUGUUUCUCCUGUGGACUUUAAUGCAAAAUACUGAGCUGUUGAACUCUUGCUUCUGAAGUCCCGGUGAAGUGUAUAACUCGUGCAUUUGCCCCCGCUGUUCUUGUUUUCAUUUGUAAGCACUUGAGGUGUGAUACCAACCAGACCGCCAUGAUCUCCAGCUCAAAUUGUAGUAUCUGUAUCACAGCCAGCAGUGUUACAUAUGUGUGUGUGUGUGUGUGUGUGUGUGUAGAAAGGGUGUAGAGGUCAGUAAAAAGUGUUGGGAGUCUGACAAAAGUGUUGUAAGGAGAGACGGAGAUAGUGGGGUGGGUGGGUGUGGGUCCCAGACAGACAGACAGAUGGCAGCUGACAAAUGUUUUCAGGCUGGCGGAGGGCCCAAUUAAAAGGUGACUGCUUUAACAGUCUGCUGGCAUGCGUGUGAGUGUGUGUCUGUGUGUGUGAAGCAACGACUUUGUUUAUAAAGCGUCAGAAUGACAAUGAAUUUGUUCCUGACGUAUACAUGAAAGCAUUUUGUGAAUACGCAUCAUUUUGAAUUGUCUAUGAUUUGUAAUAAAAAGAAAAGUGCUUUGAAAA